ACCUAUUCGCGUUGGACAGUGGAAGAAGAUGAGCUAUUAAAGCAAGCAGUUCAGCUUCAUGGUCCACAUAAAUGGUCUUUGAUUGCUUCUCAUGUGCCUAAUCGAACACCUAUGCAAUGUUCUACACGAUGGCUUGGUGCUUUGAAUCCUAAUAUACACAAGGGACGUUGGACAGAAAAUGAAGAUGCCAUCUUGCGUUAUUCUGUGCUUGAAUAUGCCAAUGUGACUGAUAAUGAAGGUCGCUUACAGCCCAUUCCUUGGAAUAAGAUUGCUGAGCGUAUUCCUAAUCGUACAGGUAUCCAAUGUCAAGCCAGAUGGACCGAGGCAUUGGAUCCUUAUGUCCGUAAAGGCAAAUGGGGUGCUGAGGAAGAUACUUUACUUAGAAUGGGUGUGAAUGAUUUUGGUCGCUGUUGGAUUCGAAUAGCAGAAACAAUUCCAGGAAGAACACAACGGCAAUGUCGUACACGAUGGAUGCAAAUCAAA
Messenger RNA from Gilbertella persicaria, 483 nucleotides. Its product is annotated as Homeodomain-like protein. The transcript is spliced from 2 exons. The annotation marks the transcript as partial. The record is from RefSeq and is a predicted model, not a curated record. Lineage: Eukaryota; Fungi; Mucoromycota; Mucoromycetes; Mucorales; Choanephoraceae.